GAGAGACAGACGCAUCCGUGGAAAGGACCCGUGAGACCAGACAGGUACCAAAGGAUCAUUCUCGGCAUGGACGUAUCAGAGUGACCAGCUGCAGACACUGUCGCUUCGUCCACCUGAUCCACCACCGAGCAUGUCUACUCCAGAAGAAGCCGGCCAGCGUGAGGAAGGGGAGUACGGAAGGGCGGCUAAACGGCUCAAAACAGAGGAGACGGAGGCGGAUGAGAGAGAGGAGGGGGAAGAGGAGCUGGAGGAAGGAGAGGAUUCGGACUCCGGAUCGCUACCCGGUAACGGAGAGUCGGCGACAGACAAUCGGGCCCGGUGGAGCGCGAGCCAAUUCGGAGCAGGACUGAGGGAUAAUGGCGAGGACUCCCAUCGUAUCUCUCCCAGUCCCGUGGUGCACGUUCGGGGUCUGUGUGAGGCUGUGGUGGAGGCAGACCUGAUAGAUGCCCUGGAAAAGUUUGGACCCAUAUGUUAUGUGAUGAUGAUGCCAUUCAAGCGUCAGGCCUUGGUGGAAUUCUCUGCAGUGGAGAGUGCAGACCGCUGUGUGUCCUGUGGAGCCAAGGAGCCAGUAUACAUCGCAGGUCAACAAGCAUACUUUAAUUAUUCCACAUCCAAAAGAAUCACCAGGCCUACAAAUGCUGACAACCCCAACAGUGGGAACAAAGUCCUCCUGCUGUCCAUACAGAACCCACUCUACCCUAUAACAACGGAUGUUCUGUACACUGUAUGUAACCCCAUUGGCAGUGUGCUAAGGAUAGUCAUCUUUAAACGAAAUGGAAUCCAAGCCAUGGUGGAAUUUGAGUCAGUUCAGUGUGCUCAGAAGGCGAAAGCAGCUCUGAAUGGAGCUGACAUCUAUGCAGGUUGCUGUACACUAAAGAUUGAAUAUGCAAGGCCAACACGUCUGAAUGUUAUUAAGAAUGACAACGAGAGCUGGGACUACACAAAACCAUACCUGGUCAGACGAGACCGUGGAAAGGGCAGACAGAGACAGGCCAUUUUAGGAGAACACCCAUCGUCCUACAGUGAUAAUGGUUAUGGUCCACCAUGUCCCCUGCUGCCACUGCCCGGCAACAGCAGGUACAAGCUCACCUCAUUGGACGUUCCAGACAUGGUGUCUUAUCCACUACCACAGUCAUCCUCGUCAUACUCUGGCCAUGCCCCCAGUUCUGUUGCCAUGGUAAGUGGCCUCCAUCCAUCCAAGAUGAACUGCACCCGCAUCUUCAACCUCUUCUGCCUCUACGGCAACAUUGAGAAGGUUAAGUUUAUGAAGAGUGUUCCUGGCACAGCGUUGGUUGAGAUGGGAGAUGAGUAUGCUGUGGACAGGGCCAUCACACACCUCAACAGCAUUAAGGUGUUUGGUAAAAGACUGAAUGUCUGUGUGUCGAAGCAGCACGCAGUAAUCCCCAGCCAGGUUUUUGAGUUAGAGGAUGGCAGCAGCAGCUAUAAGGACUUUGCUAUGACCAGAAACAAUCGCUUUAGCAGUGCCGGACAAGCCUCCAAAAACAUCAUCCAGCCUCCAUCUGCAGUGUUGCACUACUAUAACGUUCCUCCGUGCAUAUCACAGGAUCAUUUACUGAGGCUGUGCACGGAGCAUGAUCUGCCUGGCUUUGUCAAAUUUAAGAUGUUUGAUGCCAAACCCUCUUCUAAGACUAUCUCCGGCUUGUUGGAGUUUGACAGUAAGACAGAGGCUGUGGAGGUUCUUACUGUUCUCAACCACUACCAGAUUAGGAUUCCCAAUGGGUCCAACCCAUACACACUCAAACUGUGUUUUUCCACCUCAUCACAUCUAUAAAGAGCUACCGAGCUUACAGAGAGCUGCUGGACCUGCUGAUAGCUGACCUCUGACCCAAGGAGGGAGCAUGAAAGGCAGACGUGAAGAGGAGUGAGGCAGAGAGAAACACAGAUGAGAAUAAUAAAGGAUGGAAAUGGACGGGUAUUUAUAGAGUGCUUUUCUAGUCUGACUGACCAAUCAAAGCACUUUGAGUUUGAUGGCCACCAAAGAAGAACGUGGUAAUGGACACUCUGAGGAAUCCACUCUACAUUUAGACAUCUGUAAAAGCAACUGAAGUCACAUUUUAUGUUUAAAAAAUUAAAAAAAAAUUAAAAAUGGAAACAAUUUUAACUUGCUGUCAUUUAAGGUUUCUUAGUGUUACAUAAACUUCCUGCCCUGUGGGAGCUAAGCUUACAGACCGAGCUUUCACUGCAGUGCUUGGUCAGCAUGAGAUGCGUAGCUAAUUUAUGAGUUUACUAUCAAAAUGAUAACACAUGACAUCUGGAGGAAUCAUGUUAGGAAUCUCAUCAAGGUUUCUAUGACUAUUUAUGUUUAUCAGAAACAAAACUGUAUUGUUCAUGUAAAAAAUCAGAACCGCGUCUGGUUUAUUUUAGCCUAACCUAAAGAAAUGAAUCCAAUAUGUAGACUAACUUGUAGAGAAGAAACACUCUCUGUCAUGAUAUUUGCUGAGAAACUUCAGAGGGCGAUACACAUUUUAUACACCUCACGUGUCCCGAAGCAACCCACGUCAGAAACCUGUCUAAUGACAUAUUAAUAAGCAGACAGGAGCUUGGAAUGAGUUUCCAUGUCCUUCUGGACAUGUUAAAAAAUGAGAUGUUGACAUCGACUGAAAACAUUUUUCUUACAUUUUAAAGUGGAUCAAAGUUAUUUUCCCCACUUAAUGUGAGUUUAAAAUGAGUCUACUGAUGUUUUCCCCAGAAUUCUGUGCAUAUAUCUGUAGAUCUUUUAAUAUAUCAGUAUUUGAAUUACUGUACACAGAAAAAUUGUAGUGGGUUUUAUUAGAGUCAGCUGCGACCUCUUGUGUUUUCUGUAUAAAUAGAAAUCAAUUGCGUGCUGUGUCCAUUUGAGGUCAUUUUAGAAUCAAAAUGUAUGUUAUUGUCACAGAGUUGCUGGACUCUCCUUUAUUGUAACAGUGAAAUAGAUGUGAACUGAAAACAGUACAAAUCCACAAUCCAGAGAUCAGAAUAUGAGUUAUUCUUGUUUAUCUGAUUCAGGACUUUUUUGAUCUGUAGCAAGCUGAAAACAACAUUAGCCACGAGUCUGAGAGACUGAGACUUCUGCAUGUAACUGCACUCAAUGCUUCUUAGAUGAUUAAACUGGGGAUACUGGACACAUUGCAUCAACUUGUCAGUACGAUCUUUAAAGAAUGUCCCUGCUGUUACCUUAAGAUGACAUGUUUUCAGUUGUAACAGGAUGUAAACUACCUGUGUUGAUAUAUAUGGAAAUGGCAAUUUUAUUUAUGCAGCACAUGUGCUAAAACCCGUGUACGUUUACAAUGCCUUAAGGCAAUGAGAACCACAAAAUAUAAUUUAAAAAAGCAGAAAAAAGUCAAAUAAAAAAACACCCACUGAGUGAAGGCCUGUGUAACUUAAAAGGUCUUGAGCGAGCACAGCUUUAACUGAUCUCAGGUCAGCAAGCAGCUGGUUGUAAAGAGCGGGACAUCAAAAAUAGAAAAUAGCAUACUUAGAUCUAAUAUUGUGAUCGAACAGUUAAAAGAUGUGAACCUGAAGACCUGAGCUUUAACAUGAAAUGCGCUGUAGCUCAUUCCAGUAUAAAAAUGCAUUGAUGUUGAAAAAAGAAUAACAGAAGUACCAUUUGUCCAAGCAGAAAAUCCAGGUGGGUGAAAAGAAAAACGUAAAUGUUGGAAUCUGACACUUUGACAAGAGGAGAGGGAUCACAUCUAACCUGGGAUGAAACAUUUCCUGGUGGUUGUGGUCUUUUCCAGGAUCACAGUAACUCCAUCUGUGGACAUAAGGGCUUACUGUGUGUGAGUCAUGUGACAUUUCACCCACAGUCACAUGAUCUCAAGCCAUUUUAACAGCUGUGGGGGAUUUUGGACCUUUGAGUUAGACAGUGCUCUUCUGCAUUACGCUACUAACAAUGAUGAAAUAAGAUUUGGAGGAAUGCUCUUCAUCACUUAUGCUGGAUUUUAGAGAUUUGGAGAAUAGAUAUCAGGGAGAGUUUGAAUCUUCGGCAUUAAGUGUCCCAAACUCGAUCUCUUAAUUGCAUCUGCAUCAUACAAAUAUGUGAUCUGUUUGCACUGCACAACAGUUACUGAGGACAGAAUUCAAGGAAUAACUCGUAUUGAAAAGCAUUUUAAUUUGUGCAAUAUUCCAUCUGUUAAUCUCAAAUCUAAGGUAAAAAAUGUAAAACUGUUUUGGAUAAUAUACAAAUGACAAAGAGCCAAGUGUCUCUGUUUAAUCCAGACUCACUGAUUCUAGAACUGAGGCGUCCUUGUUGUAAAUAAUAUUUAAACAUAAGCAAUAAUAACAGACAAGUUGUUGCUUAUGUACUUGCUGUGUAACAGUUGUAAAUGGGCACUAAGAGGUUUGUAUGUAACGUGCUGUUUCUAAAGUGAUUUUAUUUAUGUUUUCUGGUUAUUUUGGGGUGUUUUGGACAAACGAGGGCCUUUAUUAUGAAGCUAUUUGAGUUCUUAACCCUCUCAGCACUGAAAUAACAGAAAUGUUAUAUUUUUGUUACUAAAUAUAGUUACAUGGGUUACUUGUGUUCAAAAUGUUAAAUUCAGAUGAUUGAAUUCGCUGUUACAUACUAACUUUUAUCUUUUAGUUCUAAAUUUGUUCAUUUGUAAAAUGUGAACGACCCAGUGCAGCAGUAAAAUGUAAACAGUGGCAAAAGCCUGAGUGUUAAUCACAUAACUGAUGGUUUGAGACAAGGAAGCAGGUAUAAGUUAUGUAUGAUUUUAAGACAGUAAAUGUUUAAUAUUGUUAAUAGUUUGUUGUCAUUAAAAAAAUCAUAAAACAAUGUUGUUUUAUUUCAAGACAUUCUGUGGUCUAAAUUAAUUCUAUAUGAUACGUACCUGUUCAAACUGAAUAAACUC
Molecule: messenger RNA, 4850 nt
Organism: Pelmatolapia mariae (spotted tilapia)
Lineage: Eukaryota; Metazoa; Chordata; Actinopteri; Cichliformes; Cichlidae
Product: heterogeneous nuclear ribonucleoprotein L-like
Exons: 14
Coding region: 131-1792 (553 amino acids)
Biological process (GO): regulation of RNA splicing; mRNA processing
Cellular component (GO): nucleus
Molecular function (GO): mRNA binding
Source: RefSeq, a predicted model, not a curated record